UGUAAUUAGUACGCAAAAUUGUUAAUCGUCGCUAGGUUGGCAGCCUUGGCGCAAGGCGUCUCGCGUCAUCUUGUCGUCUGCAUGAGGGUGCGAGUGACAGUUCGUCCGUGUUAUUGACAUUUGGAUGCUGACGGAAACUUGCUGCUCACGAGAACGAUCCUUUGUCGCGUACUACGGGUGACUGCGCGAGUCCGACGGCAGGCGCGCGCAAUGUCGCGAUGCCUUGUGCGAUAUUGUGAGAGCCGACCGCGGCCGAAGCGAGCGACGGUACUCGAUCGAACGUCCUCGUCGAUGCCGUAUUCGUGUGGCCUCGGCCUGCUGCUCGGUCACUUCUCGAAUCCUCUCGUCGAACACGAUCCGUGAUAGCGCGCCGUUUUUCUCCGCGUCUCUUCGGCAUCUGUCAUCCCUCCUGUGACACACGAUGUGACAAUCUCGCCCGCCGAUUGAAACGAUCGAAUCGAUUACCGCGCGCGUUCGACGUCUCGUCGUCAUCGUCGUCCUCGCCGUCUUUUCGUUUACUACCUGUCAACGACGACGGGGAGUAUACCGAUGAUUUUUCGCCGAGUUGCGACACGGGAAAUCAGAAGUGGUCUGCGCUGGCGAAUCUUCGAUCUUUAGCGAUUUUUUCACGACGCGUCGACCUCAUUACUCGGAUUUUUCCUGGUGUAACGAUUACAUCUGUCGAUAAUUGCCGAACGGAAAAUUUUUCCGCAACGAGACUUGAGCGUUUUUUUUUCUCACCGAUGUGUUUUCCUUGAAAAAAAAAAAAAAAACAUUUGUUGACACAGUAUUGUUACGAGUAUUUGAAUUUUUUUAAUGAGAAUUUCCGCAAAAAAUGUUCAACAAUCAAUUUUUAACGACAAAUCCUUGAUUAAUAUAUUGUUGUUUUUUUUUUAAUAACUGAUCGUUUAUACAUGUACAUCCAAGAACGGGCACGAAGCGUGAAUUUACUGGAAAUACUGCGAUUUUUCUCGUUGCAAGAAAAGUGUGCGAAGACGUUAAAAGGAAGAUGUAAGGGAGAUCUUAUCUCGAGGGGGAGUCGAACUUUACUCUCUGCUUCGUAAUUGAAAAGCGAAAUACGCCAUCAGAGAAAAGAGCAAAGAGUAAUAGAGAUUUCGGCAUGAUCCGUGGCGAGGAUAGAGCUUAUUUGGAAAAUUUAGGCGGGGUAGUGGAGGCAUGGAAGCCGAAGCCGGCCAACCGUCUCUUCAGAGGCUCUUUAGAAGCAACCUGCCGUCGCCGGGAGUACCCGGUCUAGACGUCAUAAGAGCUCUUCAUCAAACGGUUGUGUCGUUGCGUUCGGCCCUGGACUCGUCGCGCGAGGAACUACGUCGAUUGCAAGAGAGCGUCGGAAAGUUUUCCGGCGAGAACUACGUCGACGCGGUCGGCCGUCUGGCUCUUGAAAAUCACGUUCUCAGACGAAAAAUCCUGAACAGAAACAACGAGUUCUCGAGCGAUGUAGCGACCAGUCCGCCGUUUCAGUCGAAACACGUUCGGCUCGUAGAAACUCAUAUGGACAGAGAAUCGACGGAUUCUGUGAAUACCAUCAUGGAUGUGUCUAAAAAGAAAACUGCUACCAAAGCUCAGGAUGUAUCUAAUCAGCCUGUCUCUGAACAGAGCAGCAGUAGCAGCAGCGGCAACGAGAGUCCCGAUUUGCCUUCUCGCGCCGGUCGAUCUGACAAGUUGCAAUUUUCAUCGAAAUCCUCUACGACCGCGAUCACCAAGGUCACAACCAGAGGCACCGAGACAGUGUCCGCAACGUUGAGCAUCUCUCAAAGUGAGAAUUACAAAUCCUCGACCUCGACAACGAACAUGACCGGCAACGAAAGCGAGUCUCGAGUGGAAAUUACGGGCGAUGUAAUUAAUGUGGAUCAUUUGGAUGUCCCCGAGAAGGAUCUCGAAGACUUGAGUCUAAAAUCCAUCUCCGACGGCGACAAUUCCGUGUUCAGUGAUCACGCGGAUCAGUCGCAACCGCCUCGACAGGGUCAACCGGCCGACUCGACGAGGCCGAACGAACACUCGGAAAACGAAUCGGAAGAGUUGGACGAUAUCGAAUUGAUAUUCACAACGGAUGAUACCUGUCGCGAUCUCGGCCUGCAGGAAGAUCUUGUGUCCAUCACGGAGACGGAAUCCUGGCAGCAGACAGGUGCGGGUAGCGGACAACCUGUCUUACUCAAGUAUACCAAGUCGGCGGAAGGCGAGUCGUUGGUUUGCAACGGCGAGAAAACCAGCUCCGUCGAGGAGGCCGUCUCCUCUCAGAGUUCCAGCAUUGAUCGCGAAGAGAGCGUCGACAGAUUCGACGAGAGUUCCAGCACCAGGCUUAACAAAAUGUGGUCGCAAUGCUCUGUCCUGGUUGAGACGGACAUUAGUAAAUGCGGCGUGGUGGAAGACGCUGACAACUCAGUGGGAUCGUCCUUACGACACGCCACGAGAAGAAAUACUUUGGCUGCACCGCCAACGGCUUACAGACCCAUUAUUCAUCGGGAAGCUCUAGCUAGUAGCCGGAGAAAAAGUUCUACUCCUUUGCGGCCAGUAAUGGACCGUUGCAGCGGCGCCCGAAGAGAAUCCGGCGCCCAGACGGAUAUUUCCGCGCUUCCGGCACAAUGGCGAUCCGAAAGCUAUCUGGCACACAAAGUCGCGCAUACUUUUACGACGCUGCCCAGCAAGUUUGCAUUACCAACGGGGGUGCCUGGUCGACUGAGACUGUCGGACAAAACCCGGGAAGCAAGAAGAGUGAUGUUAUCGGACAUUAGUUUCACCAGCAUGGUGCCAGAGUUGUCGAGAAGCGCAGAUCACCUGUGCCAUGAUCCACACGCGCAGACAUGUUUCAGUUUGCGUGGCUGUGGCCUUCGUACACCGGAAGUUCAUAGACGUGAAUCUCUGGGUUCUUCCGCGGGAUAUUGGCCUCGUUGCAAUCCUGCAACGGGUCUGCCGAGUCCCUGCGACUGUCGACUGUCGACCGAUCUCUAUCCCUCACGAUAUCGCGGUUCUCUGACGUCGAUACCGUCGCCCGGUCUCGAAGUGGUUGGCGGUCCUCCACGGAGACACUCCUGGAGAGCAACGGCGGCGUCCUUCGACACAUGCACAUGGCGAGCUCCAGUCGCGACUUCCACACCACGCCCGACGUGGUCGAUGCCGUCCUCUCCGACGCAUGUGCAUCCUCCGUCGACCUCCGCUAAAACUUCGAAAAGCGCACCAAAGAGAACGCGAUCCAAGGUUACCUUCCAAGACUGUCUAAUGACGCGGGGUAGCCUGCCCAACUUGCGCUCGGAUUCGAUCGGCGGUGAAAACAGCGGAGACUCCACCGAAUCGUUGAUCGACGAAGCCGAGGAUUAUCUGCGGCGUAGUAUAGACUCCAUGCUGACGAUAUCGAGCGCCAACACGGACUAUUGGUGUAAACACACAGCAAGACGAAGAAGAAUACGACGGCAUUCUGAGCCCGAUCUGAUUCGCGAUUGGCACCCUCCCCAGGAUGCUAGGCCAUAUUUGCCAAAGAUACCAAGAGAUCUCAAGCUGGAUCACCUCGUAAAGGUCAUAUCGCCGGAAGGUAGGGUCCUUCAAGGUCGCGUGAGAUACGUAGGUCCCGUUCCGGGUCGAGAAGAUGUGCAUGUAGGUGUAGAAUUGCCAUACGCUAAUGGUUCGUCCGACGGUACUUUCCACGGCAGAAGAUACUUCGAUUGCGAGUCGGAUCGAGCAAUUUUUGUACCGUUCAAAAAAGUGGUGCUUGCUUGGUGCACUACUUGACCCGAGGCCCCGACCCUCGUGGUCACUCCUCGCAUUCUACUCUCUCAAGAUACCAUGUAAGGAAAAUUUGGCGACGACACAUGAUGGAUUAUCACCACACAGCCGCACAGAUAGUAGUGUAAUAAAAAUUCUGCUAUAUCGGUGUCCUUUACUGAUGAUUUUAAUUUUUUAAGAAAAUUUCUUAUAUGGAUAUAGAACAAGUUGGUGAGGUUUCAUGGUAAAUCUUUCUAAUCUACAGCGAUUACAAGAAAAAAAAAGCAAAACACAUGCUUAGAGAUAAAAAUUGUACAAGUUUUCGUCAAAUUUUAAAUAUUACAUACAUUGAGAUAUUGAUAGAACAUGUUGUAAUCGUUUAAAAGUUUCAGAACAAGUUUUAAGAGAGACGUGAAAAACCAUGAAAUAUCACAAACUUCUGUUACUACAUUAAUGUGAUUAUAUAUACAUGAUGUACAUAUGCAUACAUAUACACACACGUGCGCGCGCGCGCACAAACACACACACACACAAACACACACACCGCAAACUCUCAUAAUGUUCAACGUGAUGCCAUAUGCCAAAAAGAUAAAAACUUGUCAAAAAACUUCAUAAAACUUAAAUAUAUUAUUGUGUUACUGACGCUCUAAAUAUAAGAGAUCACAUUUUGUUCCAUGCUUAAAAAAUGUGUAAUUUGAGAGAAAGGUGAGGGAAUCAAAAUCACAAAUUUUAUAUAACUGAAGAUUUUAAAUAUUUAGAUGUAGGAGUCAGCCAGUAAUUCAGUUUUAGAAACAAUAGUGCAAAUUAUCGAUAGUUUCUGUCAAUAAUUCAGAGGCUACGUGUGCAGCAAACGCUGAUAUUUUGUUUUACAGCAUGACGUGCGCAUUGUGAUUUGUAAUUUAUGCGCGUAAUUUCGCGAUCGAACGUUUGUUCACCGCGAUGUCACAACGUCAGGCUGUUGUUGCAAAGUUUGUGUGUAUUUUUUUGUUUUGUUUAAAGAGAAGAAACGUAUACCUGUUAUUUUGUCUAUUACGAUAAAUAAAUUAUUGUCAAUACUCACAUCGAACAAAGUUUUACGUCACCCCUGAUUUCUCUAACAAACAAAAGAAAAUAAUUUUUCUGAUCGCAAAUACUCAAUCAACAGAUAAAUGUUAAUAUUGACGGUGAUUAACGUGCAGAUUAAUUAGCACACAAGAUAUGUGACGAGAUUAUGAUACAGAACUCGUUUUCGAUGUGCGUAUUUUUUUUUUCUUUUUUUUGACUGAAAUUGAAGAGAAUAAGAAAGAAAAAAAAUGAUCCGAAUGAUAUAAAUAUGUGCUAUAGUGAUAAAUACAAGAUCAAGAAUUUGUUUCGACGUAAUAAUCUCCGCGCGUUUUGCUUACGAGCUUUCGAUGAGCAAAUGUUUUAGUAUACGUGUACGUAUAUGUAUUUAACGUAUAUCUAUCUGUAAAUUUAAAAACAAAAGACAUGCCUAUACAUAUAUAUAUAUAUAUAUAUAUGUAUAUAAAUAUAUAUAUAUAUAAAAUAUAUAUAUGUAUAAAGUGUGGGCACUACACUUAACUGUAUAAAGAAAUGAAUGUAAUCAUAUCUUUGAGGCUGUACCUACAUAUAAUAUCGUCUCUUAUCGAUGGAUUCGAUGUCUGAUGGUUUUGUCUGAGCAGCAAUGAGGAUCGACCGACGUGUUCCGCUGUAUUUUUAGAUCCGUGGAGAAAUACCUAGCUGUGGAUAUUAACAAAAAGUCGAGACAAGAUGUUGUCAAUCCCUCUCACACUAUUUAUUGUAUCGUAACAAAAUACCAGAAAAUAAAACUCUGAAUUACAA
This is a messenger RNA of Pseudomyrmex gracilis, 5535 nucleotides long. RefSeq lists its product as uncharacterized. The coding region runs from base 1177 to 3741 and encodes 854 amino acids. The transcript has 11 exons. NCBI's taxonomy places the organism in Eukaryota, Metazoa, Arthropoda, Insecta, Hymenoptera, Formicidae. The record is from RefSeq and is a predicted model, not a curated record.